AUGAAAAUGGAAGUGGGAUUUUCAGUAAUGUGGAUGAUUUUAUUAUGCCAGGUUUUAUGUUGUAGCAUUAUGAUAAUGAGCUAUAACCAUGGCAUCGCCGAAGCAGCAGAGACAUUAAAAAAUGUUGAAGAUUUGGAAAUAGAGCAAAAACUUAAGCUUAUCAACAAACCUGCUGUCAAAAUCAUCAAGUCUAUAUACGGUGAACGGUAUGGCUGCGUGGAUUUCUACAAACAACCAGGAUUUGACCACCCAUCCAUGAAGAAUCACACAUUUCACCACAAGAUGCGUAUGAUGUCAUACCCUAAUGGAUCAAGAUUGCAAAGAGAGACCUCUAGUAACAAAACCUUUGGCCACUUUUGGGAGAAUGGUAUAGGUUGUCCUAUUGGGACGGUCCCUAUAGUUAGAGUCACCAAAAACGAUUUUUUGAGAUCGAAAUUACUCAGUGGCGACAAUUCGUGGAAUAAUACUUAUGAACCUAUGUCUCCCGGCAGUGGUUAUAACUUUGCUGUGACGCAUACUAAAGGAGCAGGAAGGAUUUACAAUGGAGGGUCCAUGAAUGUUGCUAUAUGGACCCCUCCGGUUCAACCGAAUCAACGUAGCUCUGCUCGAUUGAAGGUUCAGAUUGGAAAUGAAUUCAUCGAAGCCGGUUGGACCGUACACCCGGGCUUGUACGGCGACGCCAAAUCUCGACUAUUCGUAUUUACAAACGCUGGAGGACAUGCGUGUUAUAAUUUCAGAUGCCCGUCCGGAAUGAUACUGGUCCGUCAAGAUUUUUCUCCUGGUUUACCUCUCGCGGGUAAAUAUGUUGAUAUUUACAUCGACAUACUCAAGGACAAAAUCAACGGGCAGUGGUGGCUGUACGUGGCCGGAGAACAAGUUGGUUUCUGGCCAUCGGACAGGUUCAAAGAGAGCUCAGGGACGAUGGUAGAAUGGGGAGGUGCAGUCUACAGUCCUCCUCCAACUCCAAGUCCUCCGAUGGGUAACGGCCAUUAUCCGGUGGGAAACCCUAAAAUAGACUCAUAUAUCCGUAAGAUCUCGAUCGUCGACGCAAACUAUAAUACUGAUCAUACUGUGAAGAACACGAAGAGUCAUUCAAGCAACAGUCAUGGCUAUCAAGUGCGAGACGCGGAGGAGACAUGGUGGACUAAUACAGGUCAUCUUGUUAUUUAUGGAGGCCCCGGAAAAGUUUAGAGACAAUAUGUUAUACAAUCUGCUCAGUAGUCUACAUGCAUGCUGUCAUGUGUGUGGUAAAAUAAUAAUAAUAUCAUGUACUGAUCAAACUUG
Molecule: messenger RNA, 1284 nt
Organism: Eutrema salsugineum
Lineage: Eukaryota; Viridiplantae; Streptophyta; Magnoliopsida; Brassicales; Brassicaceae
Exons: 7
Coding region: 1-1191 (396 amino acids)
Source: RefSeq, a predicted model, not a curated record